UGUUUUGAAUUCCGAUGCACAGUUUUGCGAUUUAUAUUUAUCACAUAUAUGAUGACCUUGCACAAAUUUUAAGUCUGAUAACCUUCAAGGUGAAGUUGUCAACAGUAAAAGAGGCGUAAGAUAAACAAGAAACAUCUACGUGCUAAAAAGAAAACCAGAAAAUAUACUUAUUGACCAUCUUCAAAAGAGACUUGAAAGACGAACAAGACACUUUAUACUAGCUGAAAACAAGUCGUUCCUUGCAAAGUUUGACUUGCCACAUACCAACUGAAAGGAGCGUAUGAUGAUUAUCUCUAACGAAUGUUAAAUUUGAAAACCUGUUAAAGCCGUUAAAAUCAUCUAAAGUUAAAGAAAAAUCGGGACAUAAUAUAAUUGUUGGUGAUCAUUAAAAGGCGAACAAGCUUACUGCGUUUGCUGAAAUGAAGUAACUGCUGUUCAUUAAAAAGAAAAAUCGGGACAUAAUAUAAUUGUUGGUAAUCAUAAAAAGGCGAACAAGUUUACUGCGUUUGCUGAAAAGAAGUAACUUCAGUUCAUUAAAAAGGUGAGAGCUUUUAAUGUGAUCGAACCAAGCUCUAGAGAUAUAUUGCAUCCUGAGCAACCUUCUUUUUGAUAUAAGUUUUGGAAAAUGACAUAAAGCUAAUUUUAUGGACGAGCUGUUGGAGUUAGAAGGCGAUUUGCGAAGUUCAGACGUUUUUCAUCCUGCUGAGCGUUUUACCAGGAAUGGUAACGUGAAUUAUAACCUCAGAGACUACGAGAAAGCUAAAGAAAACUUUAAAAAUGCUCUUAAAUAUUCAAACCAAAGUUCAGAUCGUUAUAUUGCUAACUUAAAGUAUCUUGCAAUGACUUAUACCAAAACUGGAGAAUAUCACGGGGCUAAAAAGAAUUAUGAAGAAGUUCUGAAAAUUCUAGAAACAUCUCCAGGGACAGAUCAUGUUAAUAAUGCUCAUACUUUAAACAAUUAUGCGUGGCUGUGUUAUAGCACUGAAGAAUAUGACAAAGCUAGAAUAAACUUUGAAAAAGCCCAAAAAAGUUUUGAAGAAUCGCUAGGUCAAGAUCAUCCUGAUUCGGCCAGUUGUUUGGAAAAUCUCGCUAGGACAUGUAUCAAAACUGGAGAAUACGCAAAAGCUAAAGAAUUUAUCGAAAAAGCUCUGAAAAUUCGGACAAAAGGGCAUGAUCAUGAAGAUGUUGCUAAAGCUUUGAAAAUUUAUGGUUUGUUAUGUUAUAGUACUGGAGAAUACGACAAAGCCAAAGAUUUUUUUGAAAAAGCAUUGAAACUUUUUAAAAAAUUGCGAGUUCCAGAUCAUGUUAAUGUUGCUGAUUGUUUAAACAAUCUUGGUUUGUUGUAUUAUACCACUGGAGAGUAUGAAAAAGCUAAAGAGUUUUUAGAAAAACGUGUGGAAACUUGUGAAAAAACGCUAGGUCCAUAUCAUGAUGAUGUUGCUGAGACUUUAGAGAAUCUUGUUAUGGUGUAUGCAAAAACUGGAGAAUACAAAAAAGCCAACAAGUGUCUUGAAAAAGCUCAGGAAAUUCGUAAAAAAGCUCGGGAAAAUUGUAAACGAGCUCAGGUUGCAGAAUAUCUUCAGGAUGAUACAAGACUCUCGGACAAUGAAAUCUUUCAUCUUUCAAAAAAGAUAGGAGGAAAUUAUAAUAAACUUGCACUUCUUGCUGGUAUGUCAGACAAAGCGGACAUCGUUAGGGACAACAACUUAGUAUAUUCAGGUCCUGUAGAAAAAGCUAAAAAAAUACUGACAUAUAUAAACGAUGGCGACACACUUAGUCGACAACAGCUUGCAAAUCAUUUAGAAAAUAUGGGACUUGAAAAAUUAGCUGGCGAACUCUUACGUGGAGAAUUUCGAAAUCCGGAUUCUAAAAACACUAGAGAAUACAAAAAAGCCAAAAAGUGUUAUGAAAAUGCUCAGGAAAUUUAUGAAAAAGGUCGGGAAAGUCGAAAAAAAGCUCAAGUUUCAGAAUAUCCUGAGGAUGGUGCAAGACUCUCGGACUAUGAAAUCUUUCAUCUUUCAAAAAAGAUAGGAGCAAAUUAUAAUAGACUUGCACUUCUUGCUGGUAUGUCAGACAAAGCGGACAUCGUUAGGGCCGACACCUUGAUUUAUUCAGGUUAUGUAGAAAAAGCUACAAAAAUACUGACAUAUCUAAACGACGGUGACACGUUUAGUCGACAACACCUUGCAAAUCAUUUAGAAAAAAUGGGACUUGGAAAAUUUGCUGGCGAACUUUUACGUGGAGAAUUUCGGAAACCGGACUCUGAAAAAACUAGAGAAUACAAAAAAGCCAAGAUGUGUUAUGAAAAUGCUCAGGAAAUUUAUGAAAGAGGUCGGGAAAGUCGUAAAAAAGCUCAAGAAAAAGUGAAAACUGAACAGCCUUGCAACUGGAAACUGGACAUGCUGAAGACACAUUCAACAGCGCAAGAAAUCACAUUGUUGCCAAAAAUUGCACAAAAAACUGAUGAAACUAUUGAGGACGCCCUAAAGCUAUCGCCACGUGUAAUCGAACAACUUUCGAAAGAGAUUAGACAAGAUUAUGGCGAACUUGGACAUAUUUUUGAGAUGUUGUACGAGGUAGCCAUCGUAAGGGACGACCUUCUUAAAUUUCCAAGUCCAGUUGAUGCACAAAACAUCAAAAAUCUUCAAAUAACUGAUGAAACAGAUGAAAAAACACAUUCAAAAAUCCAAGGAGUCAAACUGCUGCCAGAAGCUAUGACUGAAAUUGGUACAAAAAAGGAAAUAGAAGAAGAGUGUGAGACCGACGAUUCGAGUGAAAGCGAAGACGAAGACGAAAACAUUGCUGACUUCAAAAAGAAGUUUCUUGAUGAAAGUUGCAAGAUCCGUCCAGAUGUUUGGAAAAAACUGAAUAGUUUUUCAUGGUUGAAUGGAGAAUUUGGAAUUAAGUGGUUUCCUAAGCCUUCUUUUUAUGUGACCGCGAGCGAUGUAAAAAAAGAAGAUGCGAUUAGAAGUAUUGAGAAUGAAUUUGGAAGAGAGGAUUGUAAAUAUUUUGAUGUUCGUAUCAAAGAUUUAAAGGAGAAACCAAAAUUUCGACUUUUAUCGAACAUAAAAGUUAAGCAAAUGCAUCGUACUUUGUCUGAACAAAAUGAUGUUUCAAAUGGCACAUUGACUAUGUUUUGCUGCAAACAUAAUCAGCAUUUCGCCUUGACUUGUGCCCACGUAGCAUGUUUUUCUGAUCAUCAAGAAUAUCGUAGUGCGUUUUACUUACCCUAUGACGUCGAGAAUAUACCUGAAUCUAUUAGAGCUACAUUGAACAAUGGCAUCGAAUUUUUCUUCAUCGCUCCUGAAGGUAUUGAAAUUAGACUUGGUAAUCAAGCCUUCCCGAAAUAUAACGAUGAAGUCGACAUAAUGGCAAUAAAGGUUGAAAAUGCGAAUGAUCCGUCCAUUGAUUGCACUAAAGCUCUUCUUGACGUAGAUAUUCCUCGUCAUUGGAAUAAAAAAUGGAAUGGAUUGCCCAAGAAAAUAAAAAAAAAUGGGGGUGUCGAAAUGAAAAAGAACGGUUGCAGCAAAACAGGAAAACUUGUUGACAUCAACUAUUCGUGCCAGUACGAUAAGCAUACCUUAUUUAAAAAUGCUCUUAAGGUGGAGAGUAGCGAAGAUUUUCUUCGAUCUGGUGAUUCGGGAGUUCUCGUAUAUUUUGAGAAUGAAGGAGGGGUAAACGUGCCUUUAGGAUAUGGUGUUUUGCAAAAUGAAAAAGAAGACAAUACUUAUGUUUGCCUUCGACUAGAUGAAGCUUUGAAGGCUCUUGAUUUGACUGGGUGCGGUUGCUACAAGACAUGCGCACAUAAAUAAAACUCUUUGUUGACUUUUUUUAACCUUUUUUACUUUUUGAAACAAUUCAACUGAUUUUUAGUAUGUUUUCAAAAAAUUAGUUGCUUUGAUACGUAACGAGUAAAAAAAUGGCAGUUGACUGCCCGGUGCACUAAACCUCAAUGCAGACUUUUAAAUACAUACAUGGUAUAACGCUCAUGCACAGGCACAGUGUAAAGCACAGUAAGAUUGUAAUUCUGGCAAGUAUUUAUUUGCAAGAACGAUGCUAAAUUAAAUCGAUUAGACUAAACAAGUGAUAAUCAUUGAUAUUAAUUGUAAAAUAAUAAUAAGUCUGAGCUUUUCAGGAUCUUCACAUUUCAAUCCAUGUACAUGCUGCCUGAGCUCUUAAGUCUGAGAAAGAAAUCUAAUUUGACAUCGUUCAGCUCGUCACCUUCUGUAUUGCCAUUAUUGAUCACUUAUUUUACAUGCAGGCUUGCCUUCUAAAUCUAUCAAUUAUGUUAUUACCAUAUCAUUAAAAUAAUCGUGGGCACCA
Xenia sp. Carnegie-2017 is the source of this 4323-nucleotide messenger RNA. RefSeq lists its product as uncharacterized. The coding region runs from base 645 to 3812 and encodes 1055 amino acids. Gene Ontology annotation, molecular function: protein binding. The transcript is spliced from 13 exons. Lineage: Eukaryota; Metazoa; Cnidaria; Anthozoa; Malacalcyonacea; Xeniidae. The record is from RefSeq and is a predicted model, not a curated record. Gene Ontology annotation, cellular component: kinesin complex.